This is a messenger RNA of Camelina sativa (false flax), 1543 nucleotides long. RefSeq lists its product as uncharacterized. Gene Ontology annotation, molecular function: transmembrane transporter activity. The record is from RefSeq and is a predicted model, not a curated record. NCBI's taxonomy places the organism in Eukaryota, Viridiplantae, Streptophyta, Magnoliopsida, Brassicales, Brassicaceae. Gene Ontology annotation, biological process: transmembrane transport.
GAAAGCCAUAAGAAGCAACACUUCUUUACUCAUUCUUUUAGAUUAAUCAUUCUCAUGCAUUUUUUCAAAAAUCUUCUCACACUUUUUCUUCACUUGCUUACUUACAGCACCUCUCUUAACAAUGGAUGAAACGACUACAUUUCAAGGACUAGGACACCUCUUCAUGACGAUAUUCUUGUACUGCUUCUCAGUGUUCAUCGUGGCUCCGGUGAUUACAGACGUCAGCAUGGCGGCGCUUUGUCCAGGAAAGGAUGACUGUUCUCUCGUCAUUUACCUAUCCGGCUUUCAACAAAUUAUCACGGGUAUGGGAUCGUUGAUGAUGAUGCCAUUGGUGGGAAGCUUGUCGGACAAGCAUGGGAGAAAAUCUUUACUUACUCUUCCAAUGACACUCAACAUUUUGCCUCUUGCGACAUUAGCAUAUAGUAGAGGGACGACCAUCUUCUACGUCUACUAUGUACCGAAGACUUUUACUUCGAUAAUUUGCGAAGGAAGUGUUCUUUGUCUUGCCCUUGCUUACGUGGCUGAUAACGUAACAGAAGGGCAACGAGCCUCCGCAUUUGGAAUACUUAUCGGGAUUGCAUCUUGUGCAUUUGUCUGCGCCACUCUUUGCGCUCGAUUUUUAGCUAUUUCCACUACAUUUCAAGUCGCAGCAACAAUGGCAAUUUUAUCAACAGUGUACAUGAGGCUUUUCCUACCGGAUUCUAUCCGAGACAACAGUCUAGGGGCUCCCAUUGUUUCAAGCGAAAAGUUGAGUUCUCCUUUACUUGAAGACUGUCCUGGACAUAGAAAUAGAAUAUUCAGAUCAUUUCGUUCGGUACGUGAAAUGACAUCUCUAAUGAGAAGCAGCGUUCCACUUUUUCAAGUUGCGGUGGUAUCCUUCUUCAGUAGUCUUGGUGAGGCAGGUCUACAUGCUUCGUCUAUGUACUAUUUAAAGGCCAAGUUUCACUUUAACAAAGACCAGUUUGCAGACUUGAUGAUCAUAUGUGGCGCAGCCGGGUCUAUUUCACAGUUGAUCUUCAUGCCCAAUUUAGUUCCAGCUUUGAAAGAGGAGAGAUUGCUUUCAAUUGGUCUUUUCUUUGCUUCUGCCCAUAUGUUCCUCCUCUGUGUGGCAUGGUCUUCAUGGAUGCGGAGCAUUGUCUCGAAACAAGUAGCAUCGUACGAACAGGGGAAAGCCCAAGGGAUCAUUUCAAGUAUUUGUUCCCUUGCAAAUGUCAUUUUCCCCCUGGCCUUUUCACCUCUAACAGACUGGUUUCUGUCCGAAAGAGCUCCAUUUAAUUUCCCAGGUUUCAGUAUAAUGUGUGCUGGAUUCACCAUGACUAUAGCCUUCAUCCAAAGCCUCAUGAUCAGAGCAACAACUCCAAUGUCAGAGAUUGGAUCUCCAUAGUUCAGUAAGUUCAAAACCAUAUGACUUACAUAGUGAAACAAAAUAUAUAGGUUUUAAAUACAUUAGUCGUUGAUGCUUAUGAUAGCCAGCAAUAUUGUAUUGGCAUGUUUAUUAGGCUCGUUAAAUAAUUAGAUGUUUUUUUUGUUAAUUAAUUAGAUG